Messenger RNA from Acanthopagrus latus (yellowfin seabream), 1116 nucleotides. Its product is annotated as suppressor protein SRP40-like. The coding region runs from base 129 to 536 and encodes 135 amino acids. The record is from RefSeq and is a predicted model, not a curated record. NCBI's taxonomy places the organism in Eukaryota, Metazoa, Chordata, Actinopteri, Spariformes, Sparidae. The transcript is spliced from 4 exons.
ACACGUUUAACCCGGAGAGGGCGUGUUUAGGGGGCGUGGUUAGGUCACGUGUUGUAGGUGCGGUCCAGGUUUCCCUGUUCGUGUGAGCGCGUCUUGGACAGACUUGUUUGGGAAAGUGGACGACGAAGAUGGAUUUUGAUCUGUCCGCAGCUAUGAGUGAUGAGCCGGAGCUGAAGAAGGAGGAGGCUGAGAAGAACGAGUUUAGCUGGCCAUGGGGCAAGGAUAAGGAUAAGGACAAGGGAGACUCCAAGAGCAAGUCCGACAGUAAGGACAAGUCCGACAGUAAGGACAAGUCCGACAGUAAGGACAAGUCCGGCAGUAAGGACAAGUCCGGCAGUAAGGACAAGUCUGGCAGUAAGGACAAGUCCGGCAGUAAGGACAAGUCUGGCAGUAAGGACAAGUCCAGCAGCAAGAAGUCUGACAAAAAGUCAAAGGACGGUGAUGGCAAGAAGAAGGAAAAGAAGAAGUCAGAACACAAAGAUGGAGAUAAAACCUCGUCAUCCUCAUCUUCCUCCUCCAGCAGCGAUGAGGACUGACGCUUCCUUCGGGACCGGCCUGCUCUGUUAGAUUCUUGUGAUCCUGUCUAUCGACAAAGCCUGUGUGUGCGUGUGGUGUUGAUAUAGCAGUGGUGCAAAACUUCUCUUCCUGUCCUGACAUACUGGUCAAUGUGUAAACAAAUCUGCUGACUUGCUAGGGUAAAAGUAAAUGUUCUGACUACAAACAAAAUGACUGCAGGAUUGUUUUUUUCUUUCUUUUUUUUUUUUUUUGUUGGGUAAAGUGUGUUUUCUUCGCCACAAGAUGGCAGUGUUAUCUGUGUUUGUGUUGAGUCAGUUUGUGGUCGAAGUAGAGAAGGUCAAUAUUUAUACUUAAAGGAUACCAAAUAACAUAGACACUGUUAUUUUUGUUUGUCAGUGAUUUUCAUAAGUUGUGUGGACAUGACAGAAAUGGAUGCAUCUUCAGUUUCAAAAAAGAUGGAUUGAAUUAAUUCUGUAUGAUUUAGUCACUUGAUACGGGUCAAAUAAGUGUCAAAUUGCUCUUUUGGGCUGAAUCUGUUCCAAGUUUUAGAAAGCCCCAGGCUUCAGUGAAUAUUAAAUGGCUGCAGAAAGCCUCAUUUGA